UGCCAAAAAAGUAACGCGAACGCGCAAGUUAUGUGUUUUCCUCUGUUGUUUUGAACAGGAAAAUUGCUGAAAAUUCACAAAUUGAUCAGUGAAAAGCGAAAAUUAGAGCGAUUAAAAGUUGCUGCUGGCAACGUGGACUUAUUUCGCAUCGUGAAAUAUUCAAAUUAAGUGAAUAUAUCGCGACAGCAAAAAUAAAAUUAAAUAAUAAAAAAAAAGAUAUUCAAUAAAAACGAUAUAAUAAAAAAUAUUGAUGAAUGUUGGAAUGAAUUAAUUUUCAUGGAUUAUUGAAUUGAAAAAUAAAAAAGUUUUAUCAUAAAUAAAUUAAAAUAGAGAAUUCCCACAAAAUUCCUCAUUUUUAAAGAAAUCAUCGUAAACUUCACAAGACGAGGAUACUCAACAAAAACACUUUUCACAGAUGAAGAGUACAUCAUAAAAAUCUGAACAACUGUUUUUCUCGCUUCACGUAGAAGAAAAAGUAAGAAGGACAAAAUCCUUCAUCAUUGAAACACUUGAUGAUGAUGAUUGUGUUGAAAUAAAAUAUUGCGAACGAGAGGAAAAUCUGUUCACAUCAUACGUCUUCAUAAAAUACAUCGGGGUAUAUACAUGUGAAAAGUGAAAUAUAAAAAAAAAGAAAACAAUAAAAGGCAAAAAAACGGGGCGGCACUUGAACAACUGUAAUAAUCAUAAACAUAAAUAAAAACGGAAAAAUAUUCCUCGAGUGUGAGAACACAAAAAGGACGAUUGUCAAGAGUAGUGUGUAGAAACUGCUAAAUAUUCCAUAAUAUAUGUUUGUUUCUUUCGGAGCCAUAGAGAAAACAUUUAAUGAUGCCAAACAAUAAAAAAUCCAAGUGCCAGCAGUUGUUUAUCGUGGGCUGCUUAUUCAUCGUUUUACAGGCCCAUGUGACACUUUGCGACGAUGUUGAAGUCACCACAACUGAAUCCAUUGUUUCUGACUCGACGACGACAUCCACUUCAUCUACUGUCGUCGCAUCGACAAUAGCUCCUGCUUCGAGUACUCUCAAUAAUGUGCCAAGUAGUACUGAAAGUGCGAUCGUUACAACUGUAAAAGAUCCAAGUCAAGAACAGACGACCACGACUGUUCCUGAGGUAACCACAAAACUUGAAACUUUGAAUGCCACGACAGCGAAGGAGCCACAAUUGACAAGCACAACAACAACACCUUCCACUACCACAAAUGUUAAUAUUGAAAAAUUUGCGAGCAACGACGAGCCAAUUUCAAACGAAAUUCACGAAAAUGAAAUUACAAACGAUAAUCAUGUCAAAUUGGGUGACGCCGUCAUGAACAAUAACGAUUUUGUGAACAAACAAAAAACGAGUAAGAAACCAAUUAACAUUGACGACUUUUAUCCGUCGAAAAUGGAGGACUUUAAAAUGGUCAUACAGCAGUCGAAUGAAAAGUUGCUGCGCGAAAAGGAGAUGAUGCGAAAUGACGACGAAGAGGCGGCCAAUAAUAAUCCGCUGCUCAAACCGAUGGAUUUAUUGCCAAUCAUUAGUGAUAAGAAGGAUUUAUUGCUGGAGGAUCGCAAUGGAUCGGAAAUUGCGACAACUAACAUUGAAAUUGAGUUAAUUGAACCAGAUGCGGUUGCGACGAAAAAUGAUGAUGAGCCACGCGAAGAACUAGAUAUCACGGAAAAGUUACAAGAGAACGACGAAGUAAUUAAAAAGAUAGAGGAAAGCUUCAAAAUUGAUGACAUGGAUUUGCGGCCGGAUAUUGUUUUUGACGUCAUGCCGUCAAAGAGCUCGACGGUACCCACGACGAUUGAAACGAAAGCUGUAACCGUUCCUCAAACCACUCCUUCUACGACGACGACUACAACGACGUCAACAACUUCUACGGUAAAACCAAAAGUUGAUGACCUGUCGCCUCCAUAUCAUCACGCCACGCAGCAAGACAUGGGUUUCAUUCCGCGUCGCGUCAAGAAGAACGAUCCGAAAAUCGAGGGAAAAAUUAGUGUGCUUAAUCGUGCCACAUUAAAACGAAUCGAUUUCGCUAAUACCAAGUUUAAAUCUCACCCGAACAAUGGCGAUGUACACGACAAUAAGCACAAGAGUACGGCAUCAUCUGCUGAAUUUUCAACCACAAAAUUUUAUAACAGCAAAGAAACGGACAUUAAUAAAAGCAAUGACAGCAACAACAACAACAACCCAGUUGUGCAAACCACAUCGCAAAUACCAGCAGAAAAGGCAACAAUGAAGCCAGCGACAACAACGAACGGUAUUAAUAUUAAUAACGAUAAUAAUAAAAAGAGUACAACAAUUGCCAAUGUGCAAACAGAUGCCGACGACGCAGCUAUAUCCGCGUCAACGACGACCAUUGCUGCCACAACUCCCGAUGGUGACAGUAAUAAUAAUGAUAAUAAAAAUUCUAAUAAUAAAAAUGUGGUGGAUAUGUCAAUCACGGCUAAUGUGUAUCCAGCUGAUACUGCAACCGAACAGCAACAACAACAAACAACGGACACGGAAACAUUACAUCCGACAAUAAAAAUUCCCGUGUUCCAUCCUUUGUUGCGACCACGUGUUCAGAUCUCACGUUUACAGGAGAAAAUCAAUCAGCUAGACUGCGACUUGCAAAGUUUCCCACAGCAACCGGCACAAAAUGCAGCAAGCGGAUUCCCCGUGGCGACAGAAGAGUACAUCAAAAUUUGGCGCGGCAACGAGACGCAUGAACUGAGUUUGCCCAUCGUGAAAUUGGAAGAUUGCUCGCCAUCUGGCUUGGACUGCUCACCAACCACCAUUUCGUGGGAAAGUACGGCAGACAUUCAGUCCGGUGACUUGCUAUUAGUGGAAAUAGAUGAUAGUCAAUUGAUAUCAACGCAAAACAGUAACACGGAUAAUAAGGGAAGUGCCAACAAUGACAUGCAUCACACUCCUGCAGCGAGCGUUUAUCAAGUAACGCGGCCCGGACAUGAGCAUUGCGACAUUACCGAAGGCGAACUCCUGGAUAUCACUCCGUUAGUGGUAGAUGGCAAAAAGUUGGUUACACUUUACGACAAGGAUCUGACGGAAGGUGUUAAUUUCCUGAUUGUGGUUUCCGAGUUGUGGGGACAGCAAUGCGUCCGUUUGAAGGUCACCGUGAAGUCUGACAAUUGCGGAGAGAAUGCCGACUGCUCGGGCAAAGGAAUCUGUUACUCGAACAAAUCCAUGGAGGGUUACGAGUGCCAAUGUUGCAGCGGCUUCUCCGGAUCCCAUUGCGAGGAAAUUGACGCUUGUACACCGAGUCCGUGCACGAAUAACGGCAUCUGCGUGGAUUUGUCGCAGGGACACGAAGGCAACUCUUAUCAGUGCUUGUGCCCGUACGGAUACACCGGUAAAAAUUGUCAAUUUGAAACAGACCCAUGUAAUCCAUCGCAGUGCAUGAAUGGCGGUACUUGUGUGGGUAAUUCAACGCAUUUCAGAUGUGAAUGUGUUCCUGGCUUUACCGGACCAUUGUGUCAACAUAACCUGAACGAGUGUGAGUCGUCACCUUGUGUUCAUGGCAUUUGCGUCGAUCAGGAGGAUGGUUUUCGGUGCUUCUGUCAACCAGGUUUUGCCGGUGAACUUUGCAACUACGAGUACAACGAAUGCGAGUCGAAUCCUUGUUUGAAUGGCGGUCAGUGUAUCGAUCAUAUUAGUGGUUUUUCGUGCAAAUGCACAGCCGGAUACACGGGAAAACGGUGUCACGUAAAGGUUGAUUUUUGUGCGAAUGAUCCCUGCCCGGAUGGUCAUCGUUGCAUCGAUCAUGGCGACGAUUUUAGUUGCGAAUGUCCCGGAGGACGAAAUGGACCGGAUUGCAAUCAAGUACCACGAACGCUAUGCAACGUCAACCCUUGUGCCAAUGGAGGAACAUGCUGGACAACGGAGGAAUCGUUUUAUUGCGCUUGUCGUCCUGGAUUUACUGGAAAAAUGUGUGAAGACACUUUUGUUAUUGACCAAGUCCUCAAUACGAACGAGCUUUUGUCGGAUUUGACGCCCAAUGCCCACAUCGGCUUGGAAAACCCGGAUUAUGCGGAGGAAUCAUUCGAAGUACAUAGCGUGUAUGUCGCUAUUGGUACCCUAACAGCUGCUAUUUGCAUUGUUGCUGUUGUUGUAACGGCUUGUCAUUGCAAAGUCCAUCAAACGUACCGUCAUUUCAGUCCGCAACACUUGAUUCCGGUUUUCAUGCGAUGCUCGGGCACGCCGAAAAAUGUCUCCGCAGGCACCGAUCGACACUGGCUCAGCGGCAAAGGUGUGCAAAAUGACCCGGAGAACAGUUAUUGCACCAACAAUUUGCGCUACAGCAACGGCAGCACGUUCGGCAGUGACAGAAUAAGUCGCCCCUUGCCGCCAAUUAACUUGGAUAGCGAAAUGUACUACACCGUGGACUUUAGCGACUCGCAAAACUCACCACUCAUACAGUAAUUAAGUGUCAAAAAAUAAAUAAAUAAAAUAUUCUUAUUUGUAUCGUUUAUAAUUAAAUUAAAUAGUUAAUAAAAAAAACAUAAAAAAAUAAAAUAAUAAUUUAUAAAUAAAAUAUAUAUUUGUUCGAUUAUUUAGUAAGUAACGAAAAAAAAAGAAUUAGCAAACAUGACAUUAAAAAAUAAAAUAAACAAAGAAUCAUAAUUAGAACAAAAAAAAAUAUUUGCCAAAUAAAAAAAAUAAUAAUUUAAGCUGACAUAAAUAAAAUUUUUAAUAAAAAAAUGCAAAACACACGAUUUU
Molecule: messenger RNA, 4695 nt
Organism: Culicoides brevitarsis
Lineage: Eukaryota; Metazoa; Arthropoda; Insecta; Diptera; Ceratopogonidae
Gene: wry
Exons: 14
Coding region: 823-4398 (1191 amino acids)
Biological process (GO): Notch signaling pathway
Molecular function (GO): calcium ion binding; Notch binding
Source: RefSeq, a predicted model, not a curated record